Molecule: messenger RNA, 1932 nt
Organism: Trichomycterus rosablanca
Lineage: Eukaryota; Metazoa; Chordata; Actinopteri; Siluriformes; Trichomycteridae
Gene: pyroxd2
Product: pyridine nucleotide-disulphide oxidoreductase domain 2
Exons: 16
Coding region: 37-1785 (582 amino acids)
Molecular function (GO): oxidoreductase activity
Source: RefSeq, a predicted model, not a curated record
GCAGUGUUUGUGUUAAGAAUUUGCAGUCUAAAUGCCAUGGUUGUGCCUGUAGCUUUGCACACCUGCUGCUCUCGAUCAGCAGUGCAUGGACUUGUUGGAACAGUGUGGAGAUCCAGCCACAGCUCAGCACUUAAAACAGAGUAUGAGGCAUUGAUAAUCGGUGGAGGGCACAAUGGAUUGAUUGCUUCAGCCUAUCUGCAGAAAGGAGGCCUGAAAACAGCAGUUCUAGAGCGCAGACAUGUACUUGGUGGAGCAGCAGUUUCUGAAGAAAUCAUUCCAGGCUUUCAUUUUUCCCGGGCCUCCUAUCUCCUCAGCUUACUGCGUCCUCACAUAUAUCAGGAUCUCGAGCUCAAGAAACAUGGCCUGAAGGUGUACAAGAGAGAUCCCCAUGCCUUUACCCCUAUGCUGGAGGAAGGGGUUAGGGGACGACCCCCUCGCUCUCUUUUGCUAGGAAAUGAUCUAGCAAAGAAUCAGCAGGAAAUUGGAAAAUUCUCAGAAAAAGAUGCCAAGGCUUUCCCUGAUUAUGUUGCACAUUUGGAAAAGUUGGCCUGUGCAAUCCACCCACUCUUGGACGCUCCUCCAGUUGAUGUGCCAGGAAUUACCCAGGGAUCUCUAAGGAAGAGAAUGGCGGCAAUGAAGAGUCUGAAACCAUUACUGAAAUCUGGGUUAAAAUUGGGCAAAAACAUUCCUGACUUUUAUGAACUGAUAACAGCUCCGGCUAUGAAGAUAUUGAAUCGCUGGUUUGAGUCUGAGCCACUGCUAGCAACAUUAGCCACUGACUCAGUGAUAGGAGCUAACAUAAGUCCUAACAACCCAGGUAGUGGGUAUGUUUUACUGCACCACAUAAUGGGGGAGUUGGAGAAGGACAUGGGAGCUUGGGGUUAUGUGGAAGGAGGAAUGGGUGGUGUGUCUAAGUCCAUUGCUAGCUCUGCACACUCCCUUGGAGUUGAUAUUUUCACUGAACAGGAAGUAAACCAAAUUCUGAUUGGACCAGAUCAUACUGCCAAGGGUGUUGUGCUAAAAGAUGGUACUGAAGUUCGCAGUAAGGUGGUAUUGUCCAAUGCUACUCCUUAUGUAACCUUCAAGAAACUCACUCCACAGGAUGCACUACCUCAGAUUUUUAUUAAAGCCUUGAAUCAAAUAGAUUAUACCUCACCUGUCACCAAGAUCAAUGUGGCUGUGGAUAAACUGCCAAAUUUUCUGGCUCUUCCUAAUACUGCUGAUGGAAAGCCUGGUCCACAUCAUCAGUGCUCCAUUCACCUAAACUGUGAGAGUGUAGAGAUACUGGAGGCAGCAUAUAAGGAGGGACAGCAAGGACAGCCAUCCUCAAGACCUAUGAUAGAGAUGACAAUACCAUCCGUACUGGAUCCUACUCUCGCACCCCCUGGCUGUCACGUGGUCUCGUUUUUCACACAGUUUACCCCUUACUGGCUGGAAGGGGGGCGUGCAUGGACAGACAACGACAGGGAGAAAUAUGCAAACACAGUGUUUAAUUAUGUCGAGUCUUAUGCGCCUGGAUUCAAAAAGUCAAUCGUUGGAAAGGAUAUCUUGACUCCACCUGAUCUGGAAAAGGAAUUUGGUCUUACUGGAGGGAAUAUCUUUCAUGGAGCAAUGUCAUUGGACCAACUUUACUUAGCAAGACCUUUGCCCUCAAUUGCUCACUACCGUUCACCAGUCAAAGGCCUGUACUUAUGUGGCAGCGGAAGCCAUCCUGGAGGAGGUGUUAUGGGUGCUGCUGGCUGGAAUGCUGCCCUGGCUGUUCUGGCUGAUCUUAAACGCAAAUGAAGUGUUCUCUGGAUGUGACAGAGCUGAGUUCUACACAGCAAAUACAUUCUAGUAAUUGUUCACACUGGUUUACUUGGCCAGUACUAAGUACAGAGAUAGUAAUGACCAAUUCUUUAAUAAUAAAAAUUAAUACAUUUUGUCAAAGCA